Molecule: messenger RNA, 1874 nt
Organism: Hypanus sabinus (Atlantic stingray)
Lineage: Eukaryota; Metazoa; Chordata; Chondrichthyes; Myliobatiformes; Dasyatidae
Gene: coq10b
Product: coenzyme Q10B
Exons: 5
Coding region: 68-775 (235 amino acids)
Biological process (GO): ubiquinone biosynthetic process; cellular respiration
Cellular component (GO): mitochondrion
Molecular function (GO): ubiquinone binding
Source: RefSeq, a predicted model, not a curated record
GCCAGACCAGAGAGACGGCUGGGCAAGUUGGGGCUGACGUCAGCUGGCGGCUUUCGCGAAGAGUGAAAUGGCGAGGAGCGGUAGGCCUCUCAGGAAGGUGCUGUGCGAUGUAUUCGAGUUUCCGGCUAACCUUGCCCGGGAGAGGCCGGCCAAGCACACCGUAAGGUAUCUAGCUUCUUGUGGCAUUCUAAUGAACAGAGUUCCUACAUUCAAGUCACCAAGACAUUGCCUUGCACAACAGCGAAAUUUCUUCAACAUUGCUGGUCCUCUAAUAAACAAGAAGAAAGAGUAUUCUGAGAGACGAGUAAUGGGAUUUUCCAUGCUGGAAAUGUAUAAUGUUGUUUCUGGUGUUGCUGACUACAAGCAUUUUGUACCGUGGUGCAAGAAAUCAGAUGUCAUAUCUAAGCGCUCAGGAUAUGCGAAAGCUCAAUUAGAAGUAGGAUUUCCACCAAUAGUUGAACGAUACACGUCUGUUGUGACCCUGGUACGACCACAUUUAGUUAAGGCAUCUUGUACAGAUGGGAGACUGUUUAAUCAUUUGGAGACAAAUUGGCGUUUCAGCCCUGGAGUUCCCGGAUAUCCAAGGACCUGUACUGUGGACUUUUCGAUUUCUUUUGAAUUCCGUUCUUUGCUGCACUCUCAGCUGGCCACCAUGUUUUUUGAUGAAGUUGUCAAACAGAUGGUAGCAGCAUUUGAAAGAAGAGCAAAGAAGUUGUAUGGCCCAGAAACCAACAUCCCACGAGAACUUAUUAUUCAUGAAGUGCAUCACACGUAAAUAAAAGCUGGGAGGAACCACUGUAGGUCCCCUUGAAAGUUGUAUAGAUUUAUUUAUUAGUGUGGCACAUUUCCACAUCUCCGGAUGUGGGAGUGACUUUCAUUACCUACUUGUAACACUUGAGCACUGUAAUUAUUGAAAAAGCUUUUUGAGUGUUACAUGAUGACACAUACAAGUAUACAUGUAUAUAAAGUGCAAAUAAUUCAGUUGUAACUAAAUGUAAUUUUUUCCACAUUGUGCUUUAUUAAGAUGGACUGGCCAUACUAAGUUGUGCAAGUGGAAAAGACAGCCAUGUGUUGUUUUGGGCCAUUUAGGUAAUUUAGUGUGAUUUUAGUAUCAAACACUUAUUCCCUGUGUGUCAAAGAUACUUUCUAAAGCCAAACAUGAAGAUAUUUUCAUAAAUAUUUUUAGAUGUUUUUAUCAUCAUCUUUUUCAACACAGCUGUGACAAGGCACUCUGUAAUUAAGCUACAAAAGUGGAAAUCAAUAAAUGGUCUAAUUUAAGGCACCAGAAAAAUUAAAUUAGUAAUUUAAAUGAACAGAUGUUUAGGCUUUUACCCACCAUUGUUGAAUUGUUCAUAUUGCUUUUUCUCAGCUGUAGCCAGCUCAAAUGUUGUGAAGGCAUUUGGGUAUAAAAAGAACCUCUUUCUGCUGCUAUAGCAAGGUCACUUGCAGAGUGACUUUUAAAUGGAUCAACCAGAAAAUAUUCCUUCUCAAACCAGUCUAUCAUAACGUGAUAUACUGUGGGCAAAAUACUUCCAGCAAUUAUGAUUCUGUACAUGACAGGGUGAUGGGAAGUAAAUGAAACUUCAAUUUGCAUUGAAAGUCAACUUGCAUGGUUAUUUGUUCUAAAUGUUAAUGUAGUUUAUAAUCAUGCAGAACUGGGAAAGCAAACUGAUAAACUUAUGCAUCACAAUAUAAAACUUAUCUGCUUUUAUUUAAGGCAAUGUUACAUGAUCUUGUACUGUACUGGAUGGCAUACAGAUCAGUCUUGUUUUUCACAGAAAACCUCCCUUGAUCAUUUAUUACCUGUGCCUUUAAACAAUUGUCAGCACAAUACUGUUACAAUAAAAUCAAUAGUAAUGUCUUCACAUUCAGUA